AUGAACUCAUGGUAUCUGCCUUGGUUUCUGCCUUUUGCAGUACUUCUGGUGGUUUCUGGCUUGCCAACUCCAGAAAACUUUGAUGUAGAUGCUGGAAUUGAGAAGGACAUUUUCGAUAUAAAUGAAGAGCUGGGACUGGAUCUUUUUGAAGGUGACAUCAAACUUGACAGGGCACAAGAGAGGAAUUCCAUAAUUGGAGAUAAUUAUAGAUGGCCUCAUACCAUUCCAUAUGUAUUAGAAGACAGCUUGGACAUGAAUGCUAAGGGAGAGAUCCUCAAUGCUUUUGAACGCUAUCGCCUGAAAACAUGCAUUGAUUUCAAGCCUUGGGCUGGAGAACCUAACUACAUAUCAGUGUUCAAGGGCAGUGGCUGCUGGUCUUCAGUGGGAAACAGGCAUUAUGGGAGGCAAGAACUUUCUAUUGGAGCCAACUGUGACCGAAUAGCAACAAUUCAGCAUGAGUUCCUCCAUGCCCUGGGAUUCUGGCACGAGCAGUCACGUUCCGACCGGGAUGACUAUGUCAAUAUCAUGUGGGAUAGAAUUCAGUCAGGCAGAGAACACAACUUUAAUACCUAUUCCGAUCAGGAAUCAGACUCUCUGAAUGUUCCCUACGAUUACAAUUCGGUGAUGCAUUACAGCAAAACUGCCUUUCAGAAUGGGAGUGAGCCAACCAUUGUAACGAGAAUUCCCGACUUCAUGGACGUGAUUGGCCAGCGGAUGGACUUCAGUGACUAUGACCUCUUAAAGCUGAACCGCCUGUAUAACUGCACCUCUUCCUUGAGCUUUAUGGAUACAUGCGAUUUUGAACUCGAAAAUGUGUGUGGUAUGAUCCAAAGUUCAGAAGAUAGUGCUGACUGGAAACGUGUUUCCAACGUUCCCCAGGGGCCGCAAAGUGAUCACUCCAACAUGGGCCGAUGUGAUGGUUCUGGCUUCUUCAUGCAUUUUGACGGCAGUUCUGUGAACGUAGGGGCGACAGCACUGCUGGAGAGUCGAAUGAUGUACCCUAAACGAGGAUUCCAGUGUUUGCAAUUUUAUCUGUAUAACAGUGGAAGUGAAAGUGACCUUUUGAACAUCUUUGUCAGGGAGUAUACUACAGAAAAUGUGAAUGGUACUCUGACCCUUGUGGAACAGAUUAAAGACAUACCCACCGGGAGUUGGCAGCUUUAUCAUGUAACAUUGAAAAUGACCAACAAAUUUCGAGUGGUGUUUGGUGCAGUCAGAGGCUCUGGUCCUUCGUCAGGUGGCCUGUCUGUUGAUGACAUCAAUCUUUCAGAAACCCGGUGCCCUCAUCAUAUCUGGCACAUAAAAAAUAUCACACAGGCCACUGGCAACCUGGAGAGCCCUCCGUUUUAUUCUUCAAAAGGUUAUGCCUUUCAAAUUUCCCUGACUCUAAACCAUUCGACGAAUGUAGGAAUAUAUUUUCACUUGAUCUCUGGAGACAACGAUGAUCAAUUACAGUGGCCCUGUCCUUGGCAACAAGCCACAAUGACACUUUUGGAUCAAAACCCUGAUAUUCAACAGCGUAUGUCCAACCAGCGGAGUAUCACCACAGACCCAUUGAUGAUCGCUGAUAAUGGAGGCUAUUUUUGGGACAGGCCUUCCAAAGUCGGAACAGUGGUUCUUUUCCCUAAUGGAACUCAAUACCACAGAGGUCCAGGCUUUGGCACCAGUGCCUUUAUAACCCAUGAGAGGCUGAAGAGCAGAGAUUUUAUAAAAGGAAAUGAUGUGUACAUCCUUUUGACAGUGGAAGACAUAUCCCACCUCAAUUCCACACAGACUGAGCCGGUCCCGCCCCCUGUCAGCACAGUGGACCCGCCCGUUGUCAAUGGGGACUCCUGCACAAACGUCAUCUGUGAGAAUAAAGGCAUCUGCAUUGUUUACAAUAAUAAAGCUGAGUGCAGGUGUCCGUCAGGGGUUGACUGGUGGUACACAGGAGAGAGAUGUGAGAAGAGAGGCUCCACCCGAGACACCAUUGUCAUUGCCACUUCCUCCACUGUCACUGUGUUUGCUGUGAUGUUGAUAAUCACCCUCGUCAGUGUGUACUGUGUCAGGAAGAAGUAUCGGCAACGAUUACGUGACAACACAGCACCCAGGACUCUGCCAGAUGUAAGUAUCCGACAUUUGCUUAUUAAACACCUACUGAUGAAGGUUUAUGGAGAAGUGAGAUAUUUUGAAUGUGUGGUUUGA
Elephantulus edwardii (Cape elephant shrew) is the source of this 2184-nucleotide messenger RNA. It is a transcript of the gene MEP1B, whose product is annotated as meprin A, beta. Gene Ontology annotation, cellular component: membrane. NCBI's taxonomy places the organism in Eukaryota, Metazoa, Chordata, Mammalia, Macroscelidea, Macroscelididae. Bases 1 to 2184 code for a protein of 727 amino acids. Gene Ontology annotation, biological process: proteolysis. Gene Ontology annotation, molecular function: zinc ion binding; metalloendopeptidase activity; protein binding. The transcript has 14 exons. The record is from RefSeq and is a predicted model, not a curated record.